Messenger RNA from Hibiscus syriacus, 1973 nucleotides. RefSeq names its product probable methyltransferase PMT21. The transcript is spliced from 8 exons. Gene Ontology annotation, cellular component: cytoplasm; endosome; trans-Golgi network. Bases 108 to 1928 code for a protein of 606 amino acids. Gene Ontology annotation, molecular function: methyltransferase activity. The record is from RefSeq and is a predicted model, not a curated record. NCBI's taxonomy places the organism in Eukaryota, Viridiplantae, Streptophyta, Magnoliopsida, Malvales, Malvaceae.
CCUAGUCAAACAAAUUCCUUUCUUCCUUGUGCUUUCUCAUUUCUUGUUGCCGCAGAAAGAAAGUUUCAUGCUUUGUUUUGAAGGGUAGCUAAUUAUUUCCGAAAAUCAUGAAGCAAAAAGAUGAAAAAAAUCAGCCCCAACCUGAUAAAGGUUUCAAGAUUGUCCCUGCAACAUUACUGGUUUUCGCGUUGUGUGGAUUAUCUUUCUAUCUUGGUGGAAUCUUCUAUUCCGAGAAGAAAAUAUUCGAAGGGAAGAUAGUGGUCCAAGAGCUUUCCGAGGUUGUUUCUUCUCCGAAAGAAUCUGCAGUGCAACCCCUUCAAAUCAAAUCCAUUUCCUUCCCUGAAUGCAGCAUUGAAUAUCAGGACUACACUCCAUGCACCGAUCCCAAGAGGUGGAAGAAGUACGGUUACCGUCGGCUUACCUUCUUGGAACGCCACUGCCCUCCGCGGUCUGAGAGGAAGGAAUGUUUGAUUCCACCUCCUGAUGGAUACAAACCACCAAUCAGAUGGCCAAAGAGUCGGGAUCAAUGUUGGUACAGAAACGUCCCAUAUGAUUGGAUCAACAAGCAGAAGUCUAAUCAAAAUUGGCUGAAGAAACAAGGGGACAAGUUCCUUUUUCCUGGUGGUGGUACUAUGUUCCCGAAAGGAGUGGGUGCAUACGUAAACUUGAUGCAAGAUCUUAUCCCUGAAAUGAGAGAUGGCACAGUUCGAACUGCAAUUGAUACCGGUUGUGGGGUUGCAAGUUGGGGAGGUGAUCUAUUAGACCGCGGGAUUCUGACGAUUUCUCUGGCUCCUAGAGAUAAUCAUGAAGCUCAGGUCCAGUUCGCAUUAGAACGCGGGAUACCUGCAAUCCUUGGUGUCAUUUCUACACAGCGCCUUCCUUUCCCUUCAAGCUCAUUUGAUAUGGCUCAUUGCUCAAGAUGUCUUAUCCCAUGGAUUGAAUUUGGUGGAAUUUAUCUCCUUGAAGUUCACCGCAUACUCCGCCCCGGUGGUUUCUGGGUCUUGUCUGGUCCUCCCAUAAACUAUGAACACCGCUAUCAAGGAUGGAAUACAACCGAGAAAGAGCAGAGAGAAGUUUACGAGAAGUUGCAGGACCUAUUGUCUUCAAUGUGCUUUACAGUCUAUGCCAAACAGAAUGAUAUUGCUGUGUGGCAGAAAUCUUCAGACAGUAGCUGCUAUGAGAAGCUCGCUAGCCCGGAUCUCGAUAUUCCCAAGUGCGAUGACAGUAUCGAACCAGAUUCAGCUUGGUACACUCCGCUACGCCCAUGUGUUGUAGCUCCGAGACCAAAGUUCAAGAGAACAUCCUUGUACUCCCUGCCAAAGUGGCCAGAGAGAUUGAAAGUUACGCCGGAGCGCAUUUCAGAUGUUCCUGGUGGGAGUAGCACUGCUUUAAAUCAUGAUGCCAGCAAGUGGAAAGUGCGGGCCAAGCACUACAAAAAGUUACUCCCUGCACUUGGGAGUGAUCAGAUAAGAAAUGUUAUGGACAUGAAUACAGAUUUAGGGGGCUUAGCUGCAGCUCUCAUCAAUGAUUCCUUAUGGGUUAUGAAUGUUGUCUCUUCCUAUGCUGCGGACACACUACCCGUGAUCUUCGACCGAGGCCUCAUCGGCACAUAUCAUGAUUGGUGUGAAGCAUUUUCAACAUAUCCUCGGACAUAUGAUCUUCUACACGUCGAUGGCCUCUUCACUGCUGAGAGCCACAGGUGUGAAAUGAAGUACAUGCUGCUGGAAAUGGACCGAAUUCUUCGUCCGGAGGGUUACGCACUAAUACGGGAAUCCAGCUACUUUAUUGAUGCUAUCGGUGCCAUCGCGGAGGCAGUGAGGUGGAACUGCCGUAAAGAAGAUACCGAAAAAGGUGGGGAGAAGGAGAAGAUAUUAGUAUGCGAGAAAACACUGUGGUAUUCCUCUAACAACAACAGUACACAACAGUGAUCCAAAAAUUCAAUGUGACAAGUCUCCUUGUCAGGUUUAAUUGUA